CAGCACAAGUCGGCAGGACGGCCCGUUCAACAUCAGAGGACAACCCCACCUCCGGUGAUGCCAGUUCAGAACUAAAUACAUCAAAUACAGCAGUGACCGCUGAUUCAGCGUCCCAGGCAGACUCUUUUACAUCAGCAAAAGUCAGCAGGAUGGCCCGUUCAACAUCACAGGACAACCCCACCUCCGCAGCCCAAGGCAGCACAGCACCUCCGCUCUCACCCCCUUCAGAGCCACACUCCAUUGGAAGUUUGACUGCUGAGACUGUAAACACAACAGCAGUAUUUCUGCAGUGGGAACAACCAGAAGAGUACCAGAGCACUUACUGGUACCAGGUCCAGACCUCAGGGUGUCUCACUCCUCCUCAGGCCUCCAAUACAACAAUAGAAAACAUCACCUUAACUGACCUGACACCUGGAACCAACUGUAUAUUUACAGUUUCUGUCAUAACUGAAGAUGGGGUUGAGGGAGAAGCAAAGUCCAUUUCUAAAUAUACCAAACCAGAGACUGUGCAGCCAAACAUCUCCAACAAUCAGAGCAAUGACACCAUCACCGUAUCCUGGGAGGCUCCUGCAGGAAAUGUGGAGUCAUAUGAGGUUCUCCUGAGGAGCCGCAAUGGCAACCAAACCCGUGAUGGACCGGGUGGAGGCAACCAGACUUUCACAUUUAGAAACCUGUCAGCUGGGACGAUAUACAAUGCCACUGUCAUCACAAGGAGUGGACCCUUCAAUGAAACAUCUGAGGAAAGUACAACUGCCACAUAUCCCAAUCCUCCUGAGAGUAUUACCAGAACAGAUGAAGCUACGAACUUAAUUUCCAUUGAGUGGACUCCAGCAUUCUUCAUGACCGAUGCAGAUGAUUUUAGCUACUCUGUGACCAUUUCAAACCAUUCAAAUGUGUCUAAAUAAUAUAGUACAAAAGAUUUACAAUACAAUGUGACAGAUCUCACAUCUGGAACUCCACAUGUCAUCUGUGUGAAAACAGCAGGAUCUCUUGGUUUCAACAGUGCAGGUGUUUGCCAAAAUGCCACAACUAAACCAGAGACUGUGCAGCCAAACAUCUCCAACAAUCAGAGCAAUGACACCAUCACCGUAUCCUGGGAGGCUCCUGCAGGAAAUGUGGAGUCAUAUGAGGUUCUCCUGAGGAGCCGCAAUGGCAAUCUAAGCAGCCCUGAACUGGAUGGAGGCAACCAGACUUUCACAUUUAGAAACCUGUCAGCUGGGACGAUAUACAAUGCCACUGUCAUCACAAGGAGUGGACCCUUCAUGGAGACGUCAUGGGAAAUUACCAAUGCCACAUAUCCCAAUCCUCCUGAGAGUAUUACCAUAACAUAUAAAGAUACGAACUCUACUUACAUUGAGUGGACUCCAGCAUUCUUCAUGACCGAUGCAGAUGAUUUUAGCUACUCUGUGACCAUUUCAAAUGCAUCAUAUGUGCUUAGAGUAUAUAGUACACCAGAUUUCCAAUACAAUGUGACAGAUCUCACAUCUGGAACUCCACAUAAAAUCUGUGUGAAAACAGCAGGACCACUUGGUUUCAACAGUGUAGGUGUUUGCGAAGAUGUCA
This is a messenger RNA of Engraulis encrasicolus (European anchovy), 1563 nucleotides long. Its product is annotated as receptor-type tyrosine-protein phosphatase H-like. Gene Ontology annotation, molecular function: protein binding. The record is from RefSeq and is a predicted model, not a curated record. The transcript is spliced from 9 exons. NCBI's taxonomy places the organism in Eukaryota, Metazoa, Chordata, Actinopteri, Clupeiformes, Engraulidae. The coding region runs from base 150 to 905 and encodes 251 amino acids.